AUGUCAGGCCGAGGAAAGGCUGCUGGAAAGAAGGCAGUGAGCAGAUCAGCAAAGGCAGGACUUCAAUUUCCUGUGGGUCGUAUAGCCCGUUUCCUCAAGGCUGGAAAGUAUGCCACUCGGGUUGGUGCCGGUGCUCCAGUGUACCUUGCUGCAGUCCUCGAAUACCUAGCUGCUGAGGUUUUGGAGCUUGCCGGGAACGCCGCCAGGGAUAACAAGAAGACUCGCAUUGUCCCGAGACACAUUCAGCUGGCCGUGAGAAACGACGAGGAGCUCAGCAAGCUAUUAGGAAUGGUUACCAUUGCUGCUGGUGGUGUUUUACCAAACAUCCACUCCGUCCUGCUUCCGAAGAAGUCGGCGGCUGACAAGGGCGAGACCCCAGAACACCGCGUGAAGCUGGGCGAGUUCGUGCGAGAUGACAAGUCUCUCCUAGAAGACGGUGGGAACCUGCACGCCAUAUGGAACGAAGCCGUCGAAACGCUCGCCGUGCUGACGGCGGGCAGCGUGCUACACUUCUACGAUGUGCGCACCACGCCCAAGCCGCUGCGCCUCGUGUCGCCAGACUCGCCGCCCUCUCUGCUCGCCCUCAAGUUCCGCUCCUCCACGCGCGUGCCUCUCUUCGGGGACAACGUCUCCAUGUACGCACCCCCUCCCCUCCUCACCCUCUUCCACACUGCCUUCCGCUCCUCCACUCGCAUGCCUCUCUUUGGGGACAACGUCUCCAUGUACGCACCCCCCCCUCUUCCCCCCCUUCCUCACCACCCCCCACCCCACCCUCCCCUCUCUCCCAACCCCCUCCCUCUCCCUCCCUCCCCUUCCACACUACUGUUUCAGAGCUGUCUCCUCAUCCCGUUCCCCCCUUCUUCCUCCCGCUUCCGCUCUCCCCCCCUUCCGGGCAGCAAUGGCGUUGUGGCGGACGAGGACCAUAUCCUGCUGCGGCGGCCGGCCGGCCGCUCCCUCAUGCCGUUUCCCCCUCCCUCCCCCGUGCACCCCCUCUCCCCACUCUUUGCUCUCCUUUCUCCCCCUCCCUCCCCCCCCCUUACCCUUCCGGGCAGCAACGGCAUGGUGGCAGACGAGGAUCACAUUCUGCUGGGGCUGUCCACUGGCCGCCUGCACCUCGUGUCCUGGCGCGGCCAGGUGAGUGCGCACACGCACGCGUGUGCAGCUGCGGGGCACGGCGGACCUGUGGCGCAAGCACAGCAGGGAGGUGGUGGGGUGGGGCCCAUGUAUGUUCCCGAAGCCAACGGCCUACCCAGUACGCCCCACUCCCUUUCUCCACUCAUCGUUUCUCCCCCUUCCCCCCCCAUCUCCCCCCCAGCUGCGGGGCACGGCGGACCUAUGGCGCAAGCACAGCAGAGAGGUGAUGGGACCCAUGUACGUGCCAGAAGCCAACGGCCUGCCCAGCACGCGCCGCUCCCUUCAUCCACUCCCCUCAUUCCCCUCGUUCUCGUUCUUUCACUCCCCCCCUCUCCCCAGCUGCGGGGCACGGCGGACCUAUGGCGCAAGCACAGCAGGGAGGUGGUCGGCCCCAUGUACGUCCCAGAAGCCAACGGUCUUCCCAGCACGCCCCACUCGCCGCGCUCCUCCCCACUCGCCCCCUCCUCCUCCUACCCCUACCCCGCCUCCCCGCCCGCCCCCUCCGCCGCCCCUCCCUCCACCCCCAACGGCCGCUCCAGCGGAGGAGCAGACACAGGGGGCGCAGGAGCAGGGGGAGCGGGAGCAGGAGGAGCAGGGGGAGGGGUGUCACAGAUGGUAUAUUCCCCGGCGCUGCGGCUGAUAGCGGUGGUGCUGGUGGAUGGGCGAGUGGUGCUGUGCUCCACGGGCGAGAGGGGGCUGAGGCCCGUGGAGGAGGUGACGCCAGAGAAGUGGGUGGGCGUGGUGGACGCGGCUACUGUGGCUGUGGGCGAGAGGCAGCAGCUGCUGGCUGUGGGCAGCAGAAGGGGGACGGUUGAACUGUUUGAUUUGGCCAGGAGCUCUGCACACCUCAGGACUGUACUCACUGGGGGACACGGGGGCAGUGGCGUGCAUAUGCUGGUCGCCAGACAACCUGGCAUUUGCAGUGGGGUGGAAGCUGCGUGGUCUAGCCGUGUGGUGUCACUCUGUGUCUUGCAGCCUCCCUUGUCACCCAUUCUUCAUCCCCUUCUCUGGUAUUCACUGGAGGACACGGGGGCAGUGGCGUGCAUAUGCUGGUCGCCAGACAACCUGGCAUUCGCAGUGGGGUGGAAGCUGCGAGGCCUAGCCGUGUGGUCCGUGUCAGGCUGUCGCCUCAUGUGCACCAUCCGCCAGGGCUCCAUGAGCCUCCUUCCCCCCUCCUCCUCCUCCUCUUCCACCACCACCGCUGGUAUCACCAGUCCCCGGAGCUCCGCCGCAGGCUCGGACCCAGCCUCCACGCCAGGCUCGGCAGCAGCCGGGUCCGCUACAGCCGCUGUGGUGAAGAGCAGUGAGCCGAUGGUGGGGGGCGUGGCGGCUGUAGCGUGGGGGGAAGAGGGGUACCAGCUUGUAGCGGCGGAAGCAGGGAUGGUGGGGGAGGUGGCGGUGGGGGUGAGGGGGCGGCAGGCGGGGCGGCUGGUGCAGUUUGCGUUUGCGCGGCAGUGCUCGAGUAAGGCGGUGGCGGGGAGCUCUCAUGUGUGGCAGGCCAUGGCUGGUGCGGAUAGGGUGCUGUUGGUGCAGAGUAAUGAGGAGGAGGAGCUGAGGGUGCAGCACCUGGUCAUCCCGCAAACGUACAUGGGGGUGAACUGGCCAGUCCGGCACGUGGCAGCGAGUGAUGACGGGUCGUACCUGGCAGUGGCGGGGCGGCGGGGAGUCAUCCUGCACAACCUGCGCUCCAACAAGUGGCGCGUGUUUGGGGACGUGAUGCAGGAGAGGGCUGUCAAGUGCGAGGGGCUGCUGUGGGUCGGCAAGAUCAUCAUCGUGUGCAACCACCGGGUGGCGUCCCACUCAUACGAGCUCUGUCUCUACCCGCGUUUCCACCUGGACGAGUCAUCGCUGCUGUGCCGCCAACCGCUCCCAGCGCGGCCUAUAGCGCUGGACGCGUGGGGAGACUACAUUCUGGUGGCCACGCCCCCCUUUGACAUCAAAGUCUUUCACAUGCACGUGGAGGGAGACGUGUCACCGCUGCAUCUACCCACCGUGCAGCUGCGCACAGUGCGGGAGCUCUCCAUAAUGUCAGCGCGCAAGCCCCUCGUCUCCAUGCGCUUUGUGCCGCGCACAGGGGACGCAGACGCGCAGGCGGAGGGGGAAAGGCAGGCGGGGAGCGAGGGGAAUCGUGAGCGGGAAGGGGAGGGCCAAGUCGCCAUCACGAGCAGCAGCAGCGAGCAAAGACUGUCCAAGGAGGGGGCGCAGCAGGGGGCAGCGAGGAGAGGAGCAGGCACACAGGCAACCGGGAAAUCUGGAAAAGCCAGCAUACGAGACCCACUGGCAGAGGCGAUGAGGCGGCAGCCCACCAAGUGCAUGCUGCUGCGCACGGAUGGCGACCUGUCUCUGCUGGACCUGGAUAGUGGCAGUGAGAGGGCGCUGGUGGCAGGGGUUGAGAACUUCUGGCUUACCCAGGGGGGGGAUGAGGCUGCUGCUGCGUUGAUCGAGGAGGUGCCCUGGUGGGCGUAUGGUCACAGGGGAAUGCAGGUGUGGUACCCCUCGCUGUACCACGAUGCAUCGGGGCAGCCAGCAGAGGUACAGCAGUUAGACCCAGAGCUCGACUUCGACCGCGAGGUGUACCCGCUGGGGGUGUCGCCUGCCGCGGGGGUGAUCGUGGGAGUCAGUCAGCGCCUGUCGCUCUCCUCCUGUGCCGAGAUGCCCUGCUUUGAGCCCACGCCCCAGGCGCAACCGAUUCUCCCUUGCCUGCUGCGGCACCUGCUGCAGCGCAACAAGAUGGAGGAGGCGGUGCAGCUGGCGCACCUCUCUGCCACGCGGCCGCACUUCUCCCACUCCCUCGAGUGGCUCCUCUUCACCAUCUUUGACGCCGAGACGUCCAGUGCGAGUGCGAGGCGGCGGCGCAAGGAGGUGAAGAAGGGCCCGAGUCUGCUGGACCGGGCGUGUGAGCUGAUCCGGCACUUUGGGGAGUACCGAGAUGUGGUGGUCAGCGUGGCGCGCAAGACCGACAGCCGCCACUGGCCCGACCUGUUUGCCUCUGCUGGCAACUCCAACACGCUCUUUGAGGAGUGCUUUGAGAACAAGCAAUAUCGCACCGCCACGUGCUACAUCCUGGUGGUGGAGAAGCUAGAAGGCCCAACCAUCGGUCAGCAAAGCGCCCUGCGGCUCUUGCAGGUGGCAUUGCAAGAAUCGAUGUACGACUUGGCAGGCGAGCUGGUGCGCUUCCUGCUGCGGUCAGGGCGCGAGUACAGCCAGGCGGUGGAGGAGGACGAGAGGGCGAGCGAGAGUCUACUCAAGAGCUUCUUCUCCUUCGGAUUCACCUCCACAGCCCCCAAGGCGAGGGGGGACGUGUUGCACACGACGGUGAAGCACAUACUGGGGGAGAAAGCCACGGCCCUCAUGAGCAGCGAGGAGCUCCGGCAGCUCGUGGCGUUCGUGAAAGGCACCCAGUUCGACUUCACUGAAUUCCUGCGGUCGGAUCGAGGCAGGUCAAUUCGCCUCGAAGACUUUCCCACUGCCCUGCGCACCAUCCGCUACAAGAUCGCCCUGGAGGGCAAUCUACAGAGCAGGCUGGAUGCGGAGUUCCUUUUGGCUCACGUGCGCACCGUGGGCUUUCAUGAGUGGACCGUCGUGCUCGCCACGCUGCUGCAGCGAUCUGAGGUGCUGGCAGAGCUAUUCCAGAACGACAUGAAGCUGUGGACUGCCUAUGUGAGAGCUCUUAAGGUAUGUGCCACGGCUGGUGCAUUUUCAAGGUGA
Messenger RNA from Closterium sp. Naga37s-1, 4842 nucleotides. NCBI's taxonomy places the organism in Eukaryota, Viridiplantae, Streptophyta, Zygnematophyceae, Desmidiales, Closteriaceae. The record is from the annotation of a GenBank genome assembly.